AACACUCCCUUAAUUUUCUCCCGCGUUCCUUUAUAUGCAUAGGAAGUGGAUCCUUGCAUGCUAAGACUCCUCCUAAUUCCUACCUUGCCUUCCUAAAUGAAAAAUAUUCUUUUGGCGAUAGAUUAUGAUAUUCUGGAAAAAGUCAAACUGAUCAUUUGCAUAUUAUCUGAGAAAAUUCUCAAAGGUAAAAAAUUCCUUAAUAAUUAAAGUAUUAGAAAUAAAAGAUAAGAUUACAUUUCAUGGAGGACUUCAUUUAAUUCUUUAUCACUGACUGAAUCAAAUAGUGAUACAAAUACGUAAAAUAUAACAAAAUGAGUGAAGCUUAGAAAUAGAAAACCCCAACCAAAAUCAUUAUAAAACUGAAAUAUAUUUAUAAUUUAAAGAUGAUCCUUAAUUCCCCCUUCGCAAAACACUGAAUUCUCAUUGGCCAGCACAGGUGCGUGUCAUUAGUCCUUGUUCAAAUCUCAUCCCUUGUAUUCGCCCGGCGGUCCAACUCGUCCGGCUCGAGCCAGGAGGCCAGCCAGACGGGCGUCCGUGAUGAGAAAUCUCAACCGUCGAUUCCAGAGCCGUGUCGGUCUCCCUCUCUCCACCACGUCGUCUCUAUUUAUAGACCUCUCGGAAAUCGCUAGCCUCCUCGUUUCUCCCCGUCCUUCCUCUCUCGUUGCUAUUUUUGGGGGGUUUCGCCGACCGAAGCAGAAGAGCAAGCGCCUUCAAUCGCGAAUUCCAGGAGAGGUAUUGAGUAAGAGCAAAGCCGCCGGCCUACUGCCUGUGUCCGCCAUGAAUCCGGAGUAUGACUAUCUAUUCAAACUUUUGCUUAUUGGAGACUCAGGCGUUGGAAAGUCAUGUUUGCUCCUGAGAUUUGCGGAUGAUUCCUACCUGGAAAGUUACAUAAGUACUAUCGGAGUUGAUUUUAAAAUACGCACAGUCGAGCAGGAUGGGAAGACCAUUAAGCUUCAAAUUUGGGAUACUGCUGGGCAAGAGCGUUUCAGAACAAUUACAAGCAGCUAUUACCGAGGUGCCCAUGGCAUCAUUGUGGUGUAUGAUGUGACAGACCAGGAGAGCUUCAAUAAUGUGAAGACUUGGCUAAAUGAGAUCGACAGAUAUGCAAGUGAUAAUGUGAACAAGCUUCUGGUGGGCAACAAAAGCGAUCUUACUGCAAAUAAAGUUGUAUCUUACGAGAUAGCCAAGGCGUUCGCAGAUGAGAUCGGCAUCCCUUUCGUGGAGACUAGUGCGAAAAAUGCUACCAAUGUGGAGCAGGCCUUCAUGGCCAUGACUACUGCCAUCAAGAACAGGAUGGCUAGCCAACCAGCCGGAAACAAUGCCAGGCCACCGACAGUACAAAUACGUGGACAACCGGUGAAUCAGAAGAGCACCUGCUGCUCAUCCUGAGCAUUUUGAUGGUUGCAUGUAAAAAUUAUCAUCUGCUGUUAUUAUGAUUUCAUGCCCCCGUUUCAUGUUAUUUAGUCGUUGUUUGUACAAUAUUGGAGAUUUUCUGUUAUAAUUAAUUAUCUCGUUCCUUUAAGAUA
Zingiber officinale is the source of this 1526-nucleotide messenger RNA. Its product is annotated as GTP-binding protein YPTM2-like. The record is from RefSeq and is a predicted model, not a curated record. Lineage: Eukaryota; Viridiplantae; Streptophyta; Magnoliopsida; Zingiberales; Zingiberaceae. Gene Ontology annotation, molecular function: GTPase activity; GTP binding. The transcript has 8 exons. Bases 538 to 1389 code for a protein of 283 amino acids.